AGUCUGAUAGAAUAGAAAAGUAUUAGCAUUUCAUUAAUCAAGCAGUGCAAUACAAGCUAUGUGGCCAGGUUUAAUAUUUAGGGGUCAACAAGUAUGAAACACAGUAAUGCAAGCACCAAGAAAAUAUUUGAAAGCAUGAGUUUUAGGAGUUCAGUUUUUCCAUGUUUGAAAAUGGUUUCUAUGUAUAACAAAAUACAGUAUAGGCAUCCUAUACAGAAGCUUUUAUGUUCUUUUCACUUUGAUAAAAGACAUAGCAAGAUAUUUGUUUCCGUGUGCAAGAUUGAGACAUUUCACGGUCUAAUAUGCUUUGUUUUGAUGUACUUUGUUUCUACUUCGUAAACCAAUUUCUCUUAUCCCGUAAUUUUAUCAGACGUUCUGUUAAUGUAUUUUUGAGCUAAACCUUCAGUGAGUGCAGAUUCUGGUUGAGAGGCGCCCUGCGCAUGCGCGACUCAGAGCCACUGUUUGAGACGGAAGACUGCGGAGUGUCUCUCCACUUACUGCGAACCACGAGAAAAACUCAAGAAAAGUGCAGGACAACCAGCAGAACAUCUCAAACGAAACCUCUCUGAAGGGUCAGAUCAGAUCAGAAGGAUGUCAGGGUUUCUGGACGGGAUCAGAUGUGGCGAUUGUGAGUGUAAUGUGGACUGGGGAGAGAAGAGAAACACCAUCGCCUCCAUCGCAGCUGGAGUUCUGUUUUUCACAGGCUGGUGGAUCAUCAUCGAUGCGGCGAUAAUGUACCCAAAAGAGGAAGAAUUCCACCACGCAUAUCACACCUGUGGGGUUAUAGCGACUAUAGCCUUCCUCAUGAUCAAUGCGGUGUCAAACGGCCAGGUGAGGGGCGACAGCUACAGCGAGGGCUGCUUGGGACAGACAGGUGCCAGAGUUUGGCUCUUUAUCGGGUUCAUGUUGGCGUUCGGGUCUCUCAUCGCAUCUAUGUGGAUUCUGUUCGGUGGUUUUGUUGUGACUGAAAAAAAGGAUCUGUCCGUGUAUCCUGGUAUUGCAGUUUUCUUCCAAAAUGCAUUCAUCUUCUUUGGUGGUCUGGUGUUUAAGUUUGGCCGAACUGAGGACCUCUGGCAGUAAAGAUUUAUUUUCUUCAAUCAAAUCCCACAGUCCAUCAACACACAAUUCCUCUGUACUUAUUGCUGCUUAUUUGCACUCUACAGUUCUUUCUAAUUUCUUUUCCAACUCCUCAGCUGCCUCCCGUUCUUAAAUAUGUUCCUUUUUCCUUUCUUUCUCUUGUUUCCUGUGUGGCCACAGUGGGCGCCCACAGCGAGAGAAAUGUGAAUCAAAUCCAGACUCUGCAGUCAGAAUGGACACAUUUAGACUUCAUACUGCGACUAUAGUAAAAAUGACUUGUAUACAAUGGAAUUACAACCAAUAUAUCUUCAGCCUUCAGAAAAACAUUUUCGAAAUGUUAAACAUUAUUGAUUCACAAAAUAUAGUUACAUGAUAUUUUGCAACAGCAGUUUUUGAGCAGAACCUUUAAUAACCAAAAUAAGUACAGCUUCACUGUGUUUCUACUUUCAAUGUCACAUUUGAAUAAAAGUCUUUUCUUUAU
Carassius carassius (crucian carp) is the source of this 1558-nucleotide messenger RNA. RefSeq names its product transmembrane protein 50A. The coding region runs from base 592 to 1080 and encodes 162 amino acids. The record is from RefSeq and is a predicted model, not a curated record. Lineage: Eukaryota; Metazoa; Chordata; Actinopteri; Cypriniformes; Cyprinidae. Gene Ontology annotation, biological process: protein targeting to vacuole; late endosome to vacuole transport via multivesicular body sorting pathway. The transcript has 7 exons.